AUGUCGACGAUGGACACCUGGGUAGAGGAUCAUCACCAGUCCCGCUUUUUAGUGCAAAACCUCCCUUAUGUUCUGGCCGAGAAAGGGACUUUUGCUGCCCUUGACAUCGAUAAAACUACGCUUGAGGAGCAGACAUUGAACAGAUACGCCGCUCUGGGCCAGGGAGUGCACCGCAAAGUGCGGGCUUCCUUGCAGAGCAUCCUCCGGGCAGAUACCUCGCUUGGGCAUUUUUUGCGCGAUGAUGCCGCCCUGAAGGAAGAAGCCCUUGUCCCAAGGCAGAAAGCCGAGAUGCAUCUCCCCUUUGACAUUGGUGACUAUACAGACUUUUUACCUGCCCUUACCAUGCUCAAAAUGUCGUGCACCGACAUUUUCAGGCCUGGAACUCAGCCACCUGAGAGUAUGUAUAAUAUGCCUCUUGGCUAUCAUGGGCGCAGUUCCUCGGUCGUGGUAUCAGGCACUCCUGUUCGUCGACCGCGUGGCCAAUUUCUCGUGAAAGAGGCGACAGCAUUCCGGGCCAGCCAAAAAUUGGACUUCGAAGUUGAGUUUGCUGCUUUCAUUGGGAAAGGGAUCGAACAUGGUAUUGCCAUUCCGGUAGUCGAGGCGGAAGAGCAUAUCUUUUGGCGUUGUGCUUAUGAACGAUUGGUCGGCAAGAGAUAUUCAAAGCACCGAAGCGACGCCACUGGGACCGUUCAACGGCAAGAACUUCUGUACCACCAUAUCUCCAUGGGUCGUCCUAUUAGACGCACCGGAACUACUUCGGACGAAACCCGUGCCAUCGGUAAGCACUCCUCUCCUGUGGAUGGUGCGACGCUCAUGUUUGACAAGCAUACCUCGCUGUUACCCUAUCUGCAGGAAGCUCGCAAGGACACUGUUUAUGACAUCCCUAUCGAUGUCUUUCUUGAAUGGGAUUCCCAAGAGUAUCAUCUCGUUCAAGGUAACACAAAAAAUAUCCUUUUUCGUUCGCCCAAAUGA
This is a messenger RNA of Cladophialophora bantiana CBS 173.52, 972 nucleotides long. RefSeq names its product fumarylacetoacetase. Bases 1 to 972 code for a protein of 323 amino acids. The record is from RefSeq and is a predicted model, not a curated record. Gene Ontology annotation, biological process: L-phenylalanine catabolic process; L-tyrosine catabolic process; homogentisate catabolic process. Gene Ontology annotation, molecular function: fumarylacetoacetase activity. The transcript is spliced from 4 exons. Lineage: Eukaryota; Fungi; Ascomycota; Eurotiomycetes; Chaetothyriales; Herpotrichiellaceae.